This is a messenger RNA of Peromyscus eremicus (cactus mouse), 1063 nucleotides long. RefSeq names its product proenkephalin (gene Penk). The coding region runs from base 171 to 980 and encodes 269 amino acids. The transcript has 4 exons. Gene Ontology annotation, cellular component: dendrite; plasma membrane; axon terminus. Gene Ontology annotation, biological process: chemical synaptic transmission; neuropeptide signaling pathway; sensory perception. The record is from RefSeq and is a predicted model, not a curated record. Gene Ontology annotation, molecular function: opioid receptor binding. NCBI's taxonomy places the organism in Eukaryota, Metazoa, Chordata, Mammalia, Rodentia, Cricetidae.
CGCCUCCUUCGGUUUGGGGCUAAUUAUAAAGUGGCUGUGUCCGCUGCCAGCCUCCGGACGGCGAGGCAGACGCUCAGAGCCCCGCAGCCCAGCGACACCGAGGACCGCGACGAGUGGCGUCUGGGACCCGCGCCUCCAGGAGCCUGCUCCGUCUGAACAGUGGCAGCCCCAUGGCGCGAUUCCUGAGACUUUGCACCUGGCUGCUGGCGCUUGGGUCCUGCCUCCUGGCUACAGUGCAGGCAGAUUGCAGCCAGGACUGCGCCAAGUGCAGCUACCGCCUAGUACGCCCCGGAGACAUCAACUUCCUGGCUUGCACACUGGAAUGUGAAGGACAACUGCCUUCUCUCAAAAUCUGGGAGACCUGCAAGGAUCUCCUGCAGGUGUUCAAGCCUGAGUUCCCUUGGGAUAGCAUCGACAUGUUCAAAGACAGCGGCAAACAGGAUGAGGGCCACUUGCUAGCCAAGAAGUACGGAGGGUUCAUGAAAAGGUAUGGGGGCUUCAUGAAGAAGAUGGAUGAGCUUUAUCCUGUGGAGCCAGAAGAAGAAGCCAAUGGAGGGGAGAUCCUUGCCAAGAGGUAUGGCGGCUUCAUGAAGAAGGAUGCAGAUGAGGGUGACACCCUGGCCAACUCCUCCGACCUGCUGAAAGAGCUCCUGGGAACAGGAGACAACCGUGCCAGAGAGAGCCACCACCAGGAGAGCACCGACAGGGAGGACGACAGUGUGAGCAAGAGGUAUGGGGGCUUCAUGAGAGGCCUCAAAAGAAGCCCCCCGCUGGAAGAUGAAGCAAAAGAGCUGCAGAAGCGCUAUGGGGGCUUCAUGAGGAGGGUGGGCCGCCCAGAGUGGUGGGCGGACUACCAGAAGAGGUACGGGGGCUUCCUGAAGCGCUUUGCUGAGUCUCUGCCCUCCGAUGAAGAAGGUGAAAGUUACUCUAAAGAAGUUCCUGAAAUGGAAAAAAGAUAUGGGGGAUUUAUGCGAUUUUAAAGCCCUUUCCCAACAGUGACCCCAGGCACCCACCGGCCCGCUCCAUCCCCAGUCAGCAGCUGCCUCGUCAGUGGUGUUUGUUG